Nilaparvata lugens (brown planthopper) is the source of this 5315-nucleotide messenger RNA. RefSeq names its product actin-binding protein IPP. Gene Ontology annotation, molecular function: protein binding. The transcript has 11 exons. NCBI's taxonomy places the organism in Eukaryota, Metazoa, Arthropoda, Insecta, Hemiptera, Delphacidae. The coding region runs from base 406 to 2208 and encodes 600 amino acids. The record is from RefSeq and is a predicted model, not a curated record.
ACAGUCAAUUAAUAUACAUGGCAUAGAUUUUAUGUAGUUCGUCGUCUGUUGAAAUCUGAUAAAAGUAUUAGUUUUACUGUGAAAUUAUUGAGUGUUUUUAGUAUUUGAUCUAAUUAAAUGAUUAAUUUGAGUAUUGUAACAUUCUUCAUUCACAUACAGUGUGCAAAUAUUCUAUUUAUUCUAAAUGGAUACGAUAGGUGUGGUUUGGGAACUGGAGCAGUCUAGCAAUUUGUUAUUAUACAAUUGUUUUUUGAGUCACUUAUGACAGUGAACAGGAAGCUACUUUACGCUUUCUAAAUUUUCAAAACAAAUGUCAAUGAUUGGCCUAAAUUGUUGUUAAAUGAUUCGCACCAUCGGAUUUUAUUGAAAAGUAGAUUAAAGUCUGCACAGAUCACGCACAGAACCAUGUCGCCUUUGAAACCAAAGAGUGACAAUAACGCACCAUCCCAGCCUGUUUUCACCCUGACAACUUUGACUAAUGAUGCGAAAUCAACUGUAGAUAAAUUGUAUCGAAAUUUGCAUUAUCCGUUGAAGGUUUUACAGCAUUUUAAUUCAUUGAGAUUAAGUAAUAAAUUUUGUGAUGUUGAAAUAGUGGCUGGAGGAAAAGUAAUGAAGGCGCAUCGUGCGAUUUUGUCAGCUAGUUGUCCUUACUUCCAAGCCAUGUUUUCAAAUGGUUUGAUUGAAGAGCAAAAGGACACCAUAGAACUUCACACCAUUCAGCCUGAUAUACUGAGCAGUCUUCUCGAUUUCAUAUACACAGGUGAAAUUGAAAUUACUCAGGAGAAUGUACAAGAAAUAAUCAUAGCAGCAGAUAUGUUAGAGCUGAAUGAAGUUGUGUUAGGUUGCACAGAAUUCCUCAAGCAAGAACUACAUCCAACUAAUGCCGUCGGAAUAUACAGGUUCGCCGAAGGCCACAAUUGUACUGGACUGGCAAAGUUAGCUUUCAACUUCAUCCUGUCAAACUUCCCCAGGAUAUGCAUGGAAGAGGAGUUCUACGAUUUGCCCAAAGAACAGUUGUGUGAUUUCCUAGCUAGUGAGAUGCUUCAGGUCGAUUCUGAAUUUCAGGUAUUUCAAGCUGCAAUACGAUGGAUCAAGCAUGAUCCUACUUUAAGGAAACGUUAUGUAUUUGAAAUUCUAACUCAUGUGAGGAUACCAUUGCUCUCAAGAUGUGUAUUAGAGAGAGCUAUUACUGAAUGUAGUGACGCUAGUUUAAAGAUUGCUCUAAGAUCGGUGAAGAAAGACUUUGUACUAAAGAAAGGCAGCUUAGUGCCUUUGUACUCGAACCCUCGGCUGUGCGCUAAAAAAGACAUCUUCGUGAUUGGCGGCUCGAAGCGAGAGUUGGUGUGUUCGUGGACGAAGUCCUAUGAAUGCACAUUCGAGUCGGUCGAGCGAUAUGACACUUUCAGAGGAGAAUGGAGCAAAGCAUCGCCGAUGGGCAUUGGACGUAUUUUGCCGGGCGUAGCGGCGCUAAAUGGUCGCAUCUACGUGGUGGGCGGAGAGCAGGACUCUCACAUAAUGGCCAAUGGCGAGGUUUACAGUCCUUGUGAUGACACCUGGGAGACAAUGCCCUGCAUGAUUGUGCCGAGAUGUGAGUUUGGACUGUGCGCUCUGGACGGAGUAUUGUAUGCCGUAGGUGGAUGGGUGGGUGAUGAUAUCGGAGGCUCCAUAGAAAGGUAUGAUCCAGUAAUAAAUGAAUGGGAAUUGUAUGGACAAAUGCCUUUAUCAAAAUUCAGCAUGGGAGUUGUCUCUUAUGAGGGUCUGAUCUACCUUGUGGGCGGAUGCACCCAUGACAGCCGCCACAUCCAGGAGCUGGUGAGUCUGAACCCGGUGCUGAACGAGUGGCAGGCCCUGGCUCCUAUGCUCACCCCUCGCUCGCAGAUGGGCGUGGCCGUGCUCGACGGGUACCUGUAUGUGGUUGGCGGCACCAACAAACGCAACGAGGUGCUGCAGUCGGUCGAGCGAUACUCCUUCGAGCAUAACGUUUGGAGCGAAGUGCCACCGAUGAAAGUGGCGCGCGGCAGUCCGGCAGUGGCGGCCGCCAACGGGUUCCUCUACGUGAUUGGCGGCGACCAGACGCACGAGAUCAACUUCUACCGCGCGCAGGUCACCAUCGCCUCGGUCGAGCGCUUCGAUCCCAUCUCCAACGCCUGGUACGACUGUCCGCCGCUGCCCGAGAGUCGCAGCGAGGCUGGUGCUCUGGUCAUGUGAUAGUAGUCACGUGAUAAUGCAAAACAACAUUAUGAUGCGACAUUAUGUGAUGCAACUUUGUGCUAAUGUGAUGCAACAUUGCACCAAUGUAAUGCAACAUAAUGAUGUAAAAUAACUGACUAUUUCCAAGUUCCUCACCGAUCAAUUAUAUGGCGCAUGUGAAACUGAACAAUUAUUACAUCACUGUGAAGCUAAACAAUUAUUUUUCAAAGUUCCUCACCAAUAGAUUAUACUACAAACAAAGGUAUAACAUUCAUGAUAUUUCUAGCCAACUGCAACGCAAAGCGCCGCUUGGUUUGAACCGCCUAUUUAACAAACUUGGCUGCCCUAGCUUGUUCAAGCAUUCUCAAAAAUCUGCUGCAUAGUGUAAGAUCAUUAUGUUUUAUUUUUAAACUGAAGAAAAUAAAUUUAUCAAAAUACAAAUGAAGCCUUCACAUAUACGGCAGAAAAUAUCAGUUUUGGCACAAACCGUUAUGUUAUUUGGUACAGAAAAACGUUGACACUGACUGUUAUUAGAUUUGCAAGUCUUCUAAUAUACAGGUAAAUUUGGUGUUUAUUGUGGAACAACAUUAUAACAAAUACUUGAAGCAUUGGCUGAGUUUUGUGAAUUUUCUUAUUCUAUUAAUAUGUGCAAAUAAUAAAUUCGUGAAUUUCAUAAUUGUGAACUUCGAAAGUUUAUCAGCAGAUCAGCAGCUCACAUUUUUUCUAUUAUCUGCAUAUAUGUUCAUGAAUAAUUCAUUAUUUCAUACUACCUCGUUAUUUUUUAUCAACUUGACUAUUUUUAAAAUAGAUUGUUUGGAUAAUUAAUUGCUAAGCAGAUUAAACUCCAUAUUAUAAUCUAAAUCAAGAUGUGGACAAACCUUGCUAUCUUUGAUUUUUAUGUAUUGAUUGAUAGUAAAGACUGGUGAUUGAAUUACAGUACACCAAAGAAAAUGUUAUGUUUGAUUGGUAUUUAAUUCAAAUUUUAUUUUCUAUUAAUUCCCUUGUAUAAUUCCAUUACAUAUUUGAAAUUUUGAACCAAUAACUUUAUUUUUUUCAAUAUUUCCACCAUUAUUUAUUAUGAUUAUUAUAGUAUAUUAAUUAUGAUAUUUAUUCAAAUAAAUUUUAUUAUUUUAAAGAAUGUUAUUUCUAAACUAUGUUGUUUAUUCUGGACACAGUUCCAAAAAUACAUAGUGUGAUAUUUAACCCUAGUCUAUAGCUAUAUUCAUUUUAAAUGGAAUCAUAUACUGAAAACUAAGUUAAAUUCGGCAACACUGUACUGCAAUUAAAUUGUUGAUUGGUUAGUUACUGAUGACAAUUACUAAUAUUGUUCGCAUAUCAAGUAGGCUACUAGCUAAUACUGUCUCUGUCUGUAUCAACCACUGCAAACUCGAAAUUGAUGUAGCAGUAUUCCUCAUCUAUGAAACAAUAUUGUAGUUAUCUUUUCUAUGCUCUAAUUAUUCAUAAUGAGUCAAUUAACGAAACAUAAAUGCAGACUUAAAUCAUAUUACUAAAUUACUCUACUUUAUUGCACAAGUACAGUAUUUUACGCUUAUAUUUAGUAUUAUAUAUAUAGAUUUGUUGUAAUUUCUAUGAACUGUUGUUAAAAAUAAGUUUAAAAAUGUUUAAUGAGUUGUACACAGAAUAAACUAUUUUAUUGUAUGGAUGCUAUUGAGCUGUUAAUAUGGAUGCUUGACGGAAAAUUAUUACCAUAUUGUAUAAACUAAGUUCUAUAGUUCUACUAUAAAUACCUUAACAGCCUUAUUAUCCAAAUAAUCUUUAUAAUAUAUUAUCAUUAUUUUCUCUUUAGUUCUUUAAUAAUAUCUAUUUUCAUCAAUGUGAUGACUAAUUUACAGUUUAGGUAUAUUUAUAAUAUAUCCCUUUUUAUAUAGGCUGUACAUUCAACAAGUCGCUAGUAACUCACAGUACUGUAUUCAUAUUAAUUCAAAUGAAUCUUCUUUCGAAUUUUCAUUCCAAUAUUAUUUUCAUCAUGUAGCUGACAAUCCAUAAACUUAUAAUAUAAUGACACAUAACAUUGAUUUAGUAUUACUUGUACAUGAAUUUUAUAAAUAGGAAUAUGUUUGUAACUAGUUUUAUAAAUUAUUUCAAAUAUAAAUCUGUUGCAAAGAGUUUUUGACCCAAAAUAUCAGGUCAUUAAUAGGUUAAUAGAUUGUUCUAGUUCAUUGUCUGAAAAACAAGCUAUAAGGUUACUCAAUAAGUUAGUAGUAUGUAGAGUAAUAAUAAAACCCCAUACAGUUCGAUAUGUUUAACGUUUGAACAAGAUAUCUUUCGGUGGUACAAGACUCAAAUUCAGGUAAAAAACUCACUUCUUCAAACUCCAGGUUUCUGAAUCAUGAAAGAUUGCACAAUUGAUCAGAGCUUAGUAUAAGUCAUGGAAUUAUAUCAUUGAAAAUUUUAUAAGAACACUCAAAGAAGUAAUUCUACUAGAAAUUUGAAAUAUGAUUUUAUCUUCUAUAACAAUUCUUAUAAUAUUUUAUGUUAUGUUUAUUUGAAAUCUUCGUUUACCUUGAGCUAUGAUAGUAUUUAUUUAUUUUUCAGGUCAAAGGCUAUUGUAUUAAAGUACCUAUUAUUCUUAAUUGACAUGGUUGUUUUUUAUUUUUGAAACGCAAUGAUUCAAGUGUAACACUUUUCAUUCUCAAAGAUGUUUCCGAGUAACAAAAUCUUCUAUUCUAUACAUAAGUCUGAAUUUUAAUACUGUACCUAUUAUAAUUUUCUGCUAAAUGACCAAAUUAAUGGAUCUGUGUUGAAGAAUUGACUCCAUCUUAAUCAAUCCCAUUCAGUUAUAUGAUUUUAAAUCAAAUCUUGAUCUCUCACCCGAUAGCUUGUAUGACUGUAAUUGUAAAAUAGGUAUUGUAUUACGAAUUGGACGGAGCACAUAGUGAAAUUUAUCUUGAUUUCAAUUUUUAUAAUAUAAUGCAAUACCCAUACUUUACUGUAAAUAAACUGUACUGUUAAAACCCAGACAUUUUACAAUGUAUUUGUACUUGAUACAUGAUAUUCAAAUAGCUCGAGAUUCACUGUGCUAUUUGCAGUGUAUAUGUAUUGUAAAUCAUUACAUUAUUCAUGCUGUACCUAAUAAAACGAAUAAAACUUCUCAAUAUUCUGUA